GUCUUUUUCAUAAAUCGACAAACCGCGAGAAUUGCUAACGGUUUCACUUUGUGCUUCGUAGUCCUAUUUUGUUUUGAAGUUUCAUUGAAAAUAAACACAAAAACGUAAUGUGAAGACGAAAUAACUGCUUCAGUUUUCUCUUUUAGUAUUUUGUGUGAUUAUUUCUCAUUGUGAUAACUAUUUAAAAUUCAUAUUUGUUUGCGUCAAAAGAUUUGGUUAAAUUAGAAUGGAUUUAGUGUAUAAUGAUCAAGAAAACAUUGUUUCUAAUUUUCGAAGACUACGAAGUCAUUCAAAUGUAAAUCGCAAGAGUGAAAAUCAAAUUAUGAAGCGGUCAGUGCUGGGAGUUAUAAAUGCCGAUAGUAAUAAAAUUGCCCCUGCAAAAUCGAAAAAUGAAGCAACGCAGAAAAGUAUACCCGCCAGAGGACCCACUUACAGAAAUGCCAAUUCAUUCAAAAUUUUCGAAGAUAAAGACGAGAGCACAACUAAUGCCGAUAAAAAGCGUAACGAUAAAUGUAAGAAAGAAUCACCUUCGAAAAAAUUCAAAGACUGUUUGAGCUCGGUUUUGGAAUUACCUCCAAAACUAAUAUCUUGUGAACUUCAAUCGCGCCAGCCUCUGAAAGAUGUUUUUAAUGCUUCUAUUUCGAGUGAAGAAGAUUCAUUAUCCGGCAAAAGCUAUGUCGAAUCGCCUAUGUCUGUUGACAAAACCUUGUCCCCAAUUGCCAGGCCUAAAAGCAUGCUGAAGAAAUUAUACGAUUGCGAUAUUUACAGCGAAGAAAUUUUAAGUUAUUUAAAAACGAUGGAAAAACUGUAUCGCCCUAAACCAAACUACAUGAAACGACAACCAGAUGUAUCUUACAGCAUGCGAACUAUUCUGGUAGAUUGGUUGGUAGAAGUGGCUGAAGAAUAUAAGUUGCAACCUCAAACUUUGUUUUUGGCCGUUUCCUUUAUCGAUAGAUUUUUAAGUUUGAUGUCAGUAGUGCGGUCUAAAUUGCAAUUAUUGGGAACUGCAGCAAUGUUUGUCGCCUCGAAAUAUGAAGAAAUUUAUCCACCCGAUGUCGGCGAAUUUGUAUUCAUUACAGACGAUACAUAUUCACAAAAACAAGUUCUACGAAUGGAAUACCUCAUUUUAAAAGUCUUAGCUUUCGAUAUAUCUGGACCUACGGCCAUCACAUUCGUUCAGCAUUUUUCAGUACUUUGCGAAAUUCCCGAAAAAGUUUUGCAUUUGACCACGUAUCUCUGCGAGUUGAUGUUAUUAGAGGGAGAUCCUUAUCUCGCGUAUCCGAAUUCGAUGUUAGCUGCAUCCGCUACAUUGUUGUCACGUUAUUGCUUGGAAUACUCUGAAUUAUGGCCAGAAAAUUACGCGAAGGUAACUGGAUAUCAAAUAUUGGAAUUAUCGGCGUGUGUUAACCACUUGAAUACCACUCAUGUUAAUGCCAAAACACUGCAACAACAGGCCGUCAACAAUAAAUAUAAUUCUAGCAAAUUUUUGAACGUCACAAGCGUUGAACCGAAAUCGCUGAACGUAAAAGACUACAUAUCAACACUGACGCCUCUUCGAAGAUCCAAGAGACUUAACAGCUAACAGUAUUAAAAGGUUGGCAAUCAACGAACCUGCGCGAAAGAGGCUGGUGAUAUAUUUUUAAACUUGUGUAAUUAAAUUUUUGAUAUUUUUUCACAUUGAACGGAACACGUUUUCGUGUUUUAUUAUUAUUUAUUCUUGAAGUAGAUAUUUCAGCCAAAAUGAUUUUGCUGAACAUUUUUUUUACGUUUAAGUUAAUUGUAUUGUACUUCUUAAUAACCAGAUUUCAAAAUGAACGUCGACUUUAAAACAAUCUGCAGCUCGAGCUCGUCGAAUGAGAAAAAUAAAUAAUUAGGGAAGUAGAAAAUCUGAGAGCUAGAUCCGUUCUUUCUGCUUUUACAUAUUUUCCAAAAUUUUCUCAACUAUUGAAAAAUUCAAAGAAUUUGAUGUAAAUAGAAUAAUUCAACAUAAGCUUUAAAAUAUUAAUAGUUGUUGAAUGUUGUGUGAUGUAUUCGUUGUUUUAACAUUUUCCUAUUUUAAUUUGAAAAAUUGAUAGUUUUAAUUUAUUUAAUGCGUUUGCGAUUGAUAUUGCGUUAUUUCAUCAUUGAAUAAAAUACCAACUUUUUACGGCGCAUAUAAA
Planococcus citri (citrus mealybug) is the source of this 2159-nucleotide messenger RNA. It is a transcript of the gene CycA, whose product is annotated as cyclin A. Lineage: Eukaryota; Metazoa; Arthropoda; Insecta; Hemiptera; Pseudococcidae. Gene Ontology annotation, cellular component: cytoplasm; cyclin A2-CDK2 complex; nucleus. The record is from RefSeq and is a predicted model, not a curated record. The coding region runs from base 227 to 1582 and encodes 451 amino acids. Gene Ontology annotation, biological process: regulation of cyclin-dependent protein serine/threonine kinase activity; mitotic cell cycle phase transition. The transcript is spliced from 8 exons. Gene Ontology annotation, molecular function: cyclin-dependent protein serine/threonine kinase regulator activity.